Mandrillus leucophaeus (drill) is the source of this 1065-nucleotide messenger RNA. It is a transcript of the gene ERFL, whose product is annotated as ETS domain-containing transcription factor ERF. The record is from RefSeq and is a predicted model, not a curated record. Gene Ontology annotation, cellular component: nucleus. Lineage: Eukaryota; Metazoa; Chordata; Mammalia; Primates; Cercopithecidae. Gene Ontology annotation, biological process: regulation of transcription by RNA polymerase II; cell differentiation. Bases 1 to 1065 code for a protein of 354 amino acids. The transcript is spliced from 5 exons. Gene Ontology annotation, molecular function: DNA-binding transcription factor activity, RNA polymerase II-specific; sequence-specific DNA binding.
AUGGACUGUAGCUGCGUCUCCGACCUUCUCUUCGCCCCGCCCGCCCUGCCGGCUCUCUGGACCCCCGGGUUUGCCUUCCCUGAUUGGGCCUACAAGCCAGAGUCAUCCCCUGGCUCGAGGCAGAUCCAGCUGUGGCACUUUAUCCUGGAGCUGCUGCAGAAGGAGGAGUACCAGGGCGUCAUCGCCUGGCAGGGGGACUACGGGGAAUUUGUCAUCAAAGACCCUGACGAGGUGGCCCGGCUGUGGGGCAUUCGCAAAUGCAAGCCCCACAUGAAUUACGACAAGCUGAGCCGGGCCCUGCGUUACUACUACAACAAGCGGAUUCUCCACAAGACCAAAGGGAAGAGGUUCACCUACAAGUUCAACUUCAGCAAAGUUGUGCUCGUCAAUUACCCGCUGCUGGACAUGGCGGCAGCUGCCACCGGCUCCCCACUCUUGCUGACCCCCAGUCCCUUCGGGGGGGCCCCAGGGCCAGAUGCUCCUCCCCUCACCCCUGAGACCCUGCAAACCCUGUUCUCUGCCCCACGCCUGGGAGAGCCAGGGACCCGGACACCCCUGUUCACCUCCGAGACAGAUAAACUGCGUCUGGACAGCCCUUUCCCGUUCCUGGGCUCUGGUGCCACCAGCUAUUCCAAGCCCCCUGGCCUGCUGGGUCCUUAUGGCCGCGCCUUCCCUGAGUACCCCUGGAACUUUAACCCGUACCUCACAGGCCCCUUCCCCAAGCUGCCUCCCUCUCUCUACCCCCCGCACUUCUAUCCCAACCCUCUGGCCAGUUCCCUGAGCCACCUGCCCUCAGCAGGGGCAGGGGGAGGCCCCACAGCCGUGCCCCUGCUGGCCUCGACAGGGGAGGGCCUGGGCCCCGAGCGCCCCUCGGGCCUGGCAGCGGCCCCUCGCCUGGCACUGCCGGGGGCUGGGGGUCCAGAGGCUGCCCUUGGUGGGAAGGAGGACAGCGACUCGGAGCUGGAGAUUACCGAUGUCAGCGGCUGCAGCUCUGACAGCGAGGGCGAUGAGGGUCUCCUGGUGCCCCCCAAGGCAAAGGCAGGCAAAGGGGGGACUGGCAGCUGA